Molecule: messenger RNA, 5032 nt
Organism: Scomber japonicus (chub mackerel)
Lineage: Eukaryota; Metazoa; Chordata; Actinopteri; Scombriformes; Scombridae
Gene: smg5
Product: SMG5 nonsense mediated mRNA decay factor
Exons: 22
Coding region: 377-3751 (1124 amino acids)
Biological process (GO): nuclear-transcribed mRNA catabolic process, nonsense-mediated decay
Cellular component (GO): telomerase holoenzyme complex
Molecular function (GO): protein binding; telomeric repeat DNA binding; telomerase RNA binding
Source: RefSeq, a predicted model, not a curated record
GCCGCCUUCGUAGCAAUGGCUGCAACAGGGAACAACACAAGAAGCAUAUCGGAGCGCUUUAGCUGACCGGGGAGAACGUAAAUCACCGGGGCAGCCCCUCCUAAGCGGAUGGGUAGAGGGGGUCUCGCCAUAAGACACAAGAAACGAAAGAGAGACUCAGGAGGGGGAAAGGAGGAGGAGGAGGAGGAGUAGGGGGUAAAAGGAAAGCUAACAUUACCUCGACGGGCUAGCGCUUUAGCUGCCUAUCAAACACGGGUGUCACUGCCGGGAGGGGGGGGGACAAACCCAAACCCCGAGUAUCCGUGACAACCUGCGGGGAGAGAGGGGCGCAGGAGGCGGCGAGGAGACGCACGAGACCACCGGGGAGUCUCUAAACAUGAGCGGACCCGGGCAGGACAGCGAGCCAGAGGCGAAAGUCCUUCUCAUCAAGAGGCUUUACAGGGCGGUGGUGGAGUCUGUGCACAAGCUGGAUGUCAUCAUCGGCAGCAAAGCGUCCUACAGAGAGGUCUUCAAGCCGGAGAACAUCAGCCUUCGCAACAAGCUGAGAGAGCUUUGUGUGAAACUGAUGUUCCUCCACCCGGUCGACUACGGCCGUAAGGCUGAGGAGCUGCUCUGGAGGAAAGUUUACUAUGAGGUCAUCCAGGUUAUCAAGACCAACAAGAAGCACAUUCACAGCCGCAGCGCUUUGGAGUGCGCCUACCGAACGCACCUGAUCGCCGGCGUGGGUUUCUACCAGCAUCUGCUGCUCUACAUCCAGUCACACUACCAGCUGGAGCUGCAGGACUGCAUCGACUGGACCCACGUCACAGACCCGCUGAUCGGCCGAAAGAAACCAGUGUCAGCCACCCCCAAGGAGAUGGAGUGGGCACAGAUGGCCUGUCAUCGCUGUCUGGUCUACCUGGGAGAUCUAGCCCGUUAUCAGAAUGAACUUGCGGGAGUGGAGGCUGAGCAGCUGGCAGAGAGGUUUUACCAUCAGGCCCUUUCUGUCAUGCCACACGUAGGAAUGCCUUUUAACCAACUGGGCACACUGGCGGGAAGCAAGUUCUACAACGUUGAAGCAACCUACUACUACCUGCGCUGCAUCCAGUCAGAGACUCCAUUUGAGGGCGCCUACGGCAACCUGAAGCGCCUGUUUGACAAAGCCGCCAAGAUGUACCACCAAGUGAAGAAGCAGGAAAUGAAGAAGCUGUCUCCAUCUCGACAAAGAUCAAAAGACAUUAAGCGUCUCCUGGUGAGCUUCAUGUACCUCCAGAGCUUGUUGCAGCCCAAGAACAGUCUGAUGGAGACGGAGUUGACGUCACUUUGCCAGUCGGUGCUGGAGGAUUUUAACCUGGUGCUGUUUUAUCUGCCGCCGCCAACACACGGUGGCGCUCACCACUCCCCCAGUGAGGAGGAAGAGGAGCAGCAGCAGCACGCUGACAGCUCCUGCCCCGUGCUGCCUGACACUCUGGUCUUCAAGAUGGUGGUCACAUGUCUGAUGGUGGUGCACAGCCUGAAGAGGGGAGGAUCCAAGCAGUACAGCGCAUCCAUAGCUUUUACUCUGGCCCUGUUCUCCCAUCUGGUGAACCACGUGAACAUCCGGCUGCAGGCUGAAUUGGAGGAAGCGGAGAGCCAGGUGCCUCCACUAAACACUGACGCCACAGAUGACCUGGAGAUGAGGGAUAUGUCAGCUCCACCUGCAGACUGCGCCGAUGAGAAGCCUCUUCAGAAUGGCUCCCUGGAGCAAGAAGAGGAGGAGGAGGAGAAGGAUGAAGACGGCUGUGAGAGGGUUGGCGCCAAAAAGCAGGUCAGCGUGGAAGAACAGUGCAAGCUGGAUAUGGAUAAACAGAGGCAGAAGAAGAAGUACACCCGCCUCUCCAGACUGCGCAGACGCCGCUGUGCCCGCAAGGACGGUCGAGGAGAGGAUGAAAGCGACCUGAGCGAAGGCUUCGAGAGCGAAGAUGACGAAGAUGACGACGACCACAGGAGGGGCCAUGUUGAUUCAACGGGUGGCGCCUCGACCGGAGCCCUGCCCAAUCCUUCCUCUCUCCGCAAAGAGACGAAGAGAGACCACCUGGGGGAAGAGGGCAGCUGGGGGAGUGGCUCAGAGGAGGAGGAGGAGGAAGGAGGAACGGCGUUUGAUGUAGAGACUGAUUCAGACAUGAACAGCCAGGAGUCUCGAUCAGACCUGGAAGACAUAGAAGACACGGAAAACUCAGACAACUUGGAGGGUCAGGCUCGGGAACACCAGGACGAAGAGGAGGAUGAAGAUCAACCUAAGGAAGAAGGAGGGUACAGGGACGGCGAUACCCCUCCGACCACCAACGGGCCCCUCACGCCCAGCGACCCCAGCAUCAGCAGUAACCUUCAGGCCAUGUCCUCACAACUCUUCCAGGCCAAGCGCUGCUUCCGCCUGGCGCCAACCUUCAGCAACAUGCUGCUGAGGCCUCAAGCCUCAUCUUCCUCGGGUAUUCCCACCCCUACUGACACUUCUGCUCCCCCUUCCCAAGAGACACCCCCUCCUCCUGGGGAUUCCCCCUGCGACAUCAACCCUGGCACUGCCAACGGAACCAGUGAAAAUGACUUGGACUCUGAUUCAGAAGGCAGCCAACACAGUACUCAAUCAGUCCACAGUGAGAAAACGCUCUUAGAGAAGCUCGAGAUCCUGACCAAUCAAGGGUUGAUCCAGGUGGUGAAGGUCUUCGUGGACUGGCUGAGGACAAACACUGACAUUAUCCUCAUGUGUGCGCAGAGUUCUCAAAGCCUGUGGAACCGACUGUCUGUGCUGCUCAACCUGCUACCAGAUGGCAGCAAGAUGCUGGAAGCUGAGCUCGGUCUGAACUCAGAGGUGACUGAGAUGUUGAAUGAAUGUGAGCAGCCCGGUUUGGUCCAGAGUCUGCUGCUGCCUGAGGACUUGGCUCUGCGGCACCUGCCUGCUCUCAACGUAGCUCACCGCCGCCUUGACUUCACUCGCCGCAACCCGUCCCUCAGUGCGCUGCAAGAGUGUGUGGUGCGAGUGUGUUGUAUUCGCAGUUUUGGGCACUUCUUAACCAAUCUCCAGGGCAACGUGUUGCACUUCAACCCGGAGGCGGGCAUCUUCACCAGCAUCAGCCAAUCUGAGCAGGAUAAUCUGGUGCAACAGGCCAAGGCCCAGUUCCGAAUGGCUGAAGAGGAGGCUCGUCGAAAUCGUUUAAUGAGGGAUAUGGCCCAGCUUCGAUUACAGCUGGAGGUAUCGCAGCUAGAGGGCAGCCUUCAGCAGCCUAAGGCCCAGUCGUCCAUGUCUCCCUACCUGGUGCCAGACACAGCUGCUCUCUGCCAGCAUCUCAACCUCAUCCGGCAGCUGGCCGGCAGCGGAUGCUUCAUAAUCAUCAUCCCACGAACAGUGAUUGAUGGACUUGACAGACUGAAGAAGGAAAAUGCUGGUGCGAGGGACGGCAUCCGCUUCCUGGAGUCUGAAUUUCGCAAAGGCAACAGGUACAUACGCUGCCAGAAAGAGUCGGGUCGAAGUUUUGAGAGAGAUAAACUGAAAAGGCAGGACAUAGAAGCCUGGCAUUUAUACAGGAUGGUGGAUAGCUGUCGUCAGUUAACCGUCUCCCAGAGCAACGGAGAUGAAGAUACAGCUGGCAUGGUGACCAUUCUUACUGGUCAUCAAGUGGAAGAGCUUUGCACUCGAUCAGCAGCAAUGAAGUCGGCAAUCCAGGUGGUGGGCUCGGCGGGAAUGGAGCUGAAGAACAUCGUGGAGUUCUACCGGCAGUGGAAGGAGAUUGGCUGAGAGGUCAAAGGGGGGCAGCUGUUGGUGCUGCUGAAACAGCUGAUCGAUCACAACACUCGCUCCCUCUCUCUCUCUCCCACUCUUUUGCUCUGUGUGUAUCUGCGUCUUCAAAAGGCAAAAAAACAACUCAAAAGAAAGAUGGAUCAAAAGAAAGAGUUAAAGCUUUAGAGGGCUGAAAAAGUAAAAUACAGUGGAGGAAUAAAAAAAGAGGAAAAAGUGGGCGAUAAAACGGCGCUAUAAGAAACAGCAGAUCUCCCACCUCCCACCUCCCCAAUCCUAAACAUAAAGAGUGACCCAUAGUGGUCGGGGUGAGGAAAAACGGUGGGGGGGGGAACGCGACACAACUUUUAAGUGCCACUGGUUCACACCCUAACCAGGAAUACACUGUAUAUGUUAGCAAAAUGAGUACAUACAUGUCGAGAGAGAAACCGCACACACACACACACACACACACAUACCGCAUAUAAAACACAUUCACGCUCAGAUGAAUCCAUAAUAGAUAUUUAGAGCAGUGGUUUGGAUUUCCCGUUUCCCUUCCUCCCCUUUCCCUUCAGUCUGUAUUUGAGAAACAGGGUCAAGAAACGUGCGAGUCUGGUAGGGCUGCGUUUUGUAAAGUCCGAGGGUGUAUGACGUCAACUUUUUUGAGAUAGAGAAAAAAACACACUCUGUCCACCUGACACCCGAAAGCUUCUUCCAGCCUUCCGAAAAAUCAAACCAGGGUCUCGUAGCUUCUUAGCCCUCUUAGUUAAAGGGUUGAGGAAGACAGAUGUACACUUCUCCGGGAUUGGUUUCUUUCCUAUGUGGCUUUUUUUUUUUUUUUUUUUUUUUUAAUUUUAUUUUAUUUUAUGAUUUUUUUGCUGUGUUCUUUUGUGACCAGUGACUUAUGUAUUGUGAUAUCUCUGUAUGAGAAGAGAAAAGGAAAAAAAAAAAAAAUCAAAAAAACUAAACACACAUUCACACAACAGGUGUUUUUCUCUCUUCUGUUAAAAGGUUUUAAUUUGGAUUUUAUUUUUGUACCCAAAUGAUGUUGUUUAUUUUGCUUUUUUUUUGUAAGCUCAAGCUGAAUGAAAUAUGCAAGAAUGUUUAAGGGAAAGGGUUGUUGUCGUGCGUUGAUCCACUGAACAAGUCCUUCAGUUUCUGAAAAAGGAAAAAAAAAACAAAAAAACAACUAUAAUCAGAAUUUAUUUAUCAAAGGUGUCAUGUUAGAAGGAGGAGAGGAGGAGGAGGAGGAGGGACUUUAGGAGGCUGAUUAGCUUCACGUUGUAGCUAGUCAGCGAGGAG